Messenger RNA from Coregonus sp. 'balchen', 284 nucleotides. Lineage: Eukaryota; Metazoa; Chordata; Actinopteri; Salmoniformes; Salmonidae. The record is from the annotation of a GenBank genome assembly.
AUGGUGUUGGCAGAGAGUGAGCUGCACCACAGGAAAGCUGAGAAAGCGUACUCACAGCUCCAAAACGACACAGAGUGGGCCAAAGCCAACAGUGACUGACAUGUUAUAAAGUAUGUGUAGAUUUGCAGGGCAUGAUGUACACACCUAACCUAACUCACUUCAACAUUAACUACCAAAGGCAGCUAUCAAACUACAACCUUUGCGUUCAAGAGUUAGGAACAGAGGAGCCUGCAACUAUGUGCAUUUGGCAUGCUAUGGCCAGAACAACAACUGGCGAAUGCUGA